Molecule: messenger RNA, 630 nt
Organism: Amaranthus tricolor (Joseph's coat)
Lineage: Eukaryota; Viridiplantae; Streptophyta; Magnoliopsida; Caryophyllales; Amaranthaceae
Exons: 3
Coding region: 230-505 (91 amino acids)
Source: RefSeq, a predicted model, not a curated record
GCUCAAUGAUUGGUAGAAACGAACAAUUUCCUCGUAAAUCGAGCAACAUUGACUGAUAUUCUCAGCAACAUGCAAUAUCAGACGGGGCGACAGCAGUAUUCCUGACAUCUUCAAAUUUAACUGCCCUUAAACUCCUAAUUUCUCUCGUCUCGAAUACAACCUUACGCGGCCUUACUUCAGAUUCAAGCUAUUCUCUCCGGCGACUCAUCGGCGCCCAUUUACCCUUAGUAUGGCCUCUGUCAAUCGUUGGUUGAGACCUGAGGUAUAUCCUUUGUUUGCUGCAGUUGGAGUUGCUGUUGGUAUUUGUGGCUUUCAGCUCGUUCGUAAUAUCUGCAUUAAUCCUGAAGUCAGGGUGAACAAGGAGAACAGAUCAGCUGGAAUUCUGGAAAACUAUUCAGAAGGAGAGAAGUAUGCAGAGCAUUCUCUAAGGAAAUAUGUGCGUAACAAGGCCCCUCAGAUCAUGCCUACUAUCAACAGUUUUUUCGCUGAUCCUGAUCGUAAUUGAACUUCUUAAUUAUCAUUUCUAUAGACUUAAUUUAUUCUUCAUUGCAAUUUGUAAUCGUAAUUACACAAUGUUUUCAUAUAAUUUGAUUUCAUCCAUUUAAUUAAAUGAGAUUGAGGUUUGGUUAA